UUUGAACCAUGGCAUCCAAAGUGGUAGUCGUGCUCGUAAUGUUAUACCUGUCAGGUUUUACCUGUGGGAUCCGACUUGAUGAAAAUGGGUACACAGACAUUCUGAUCGCUAUCAACCCUGCUGUGACUGAAGACCCUUUGCUCCUUGAACGAAUUAAGGAAACAGUGUCUGAUGCCUCCUCGUAUUUAUUUCAAGUGAUGAACAACAAAUUGUACUUCAAGGAUGUGACGAUAUUAGUACCCCCAAAGUGGACAGGAAAAUAUUCCAGAGCAAAUACUGAAACAUAUGAAAAGGCCAACAUUAUAAUAGAUGAGCCAAACAAAUUCAAUGGGAAUGAUCCUUACACUAUUCACUAUGGAGAAUGUGGAACUGAGGGUCGCUAUAUCAGUCUGACUCCUGAUUUCCUGAAACUUGAUCAACUCAUUAAAUUCUAUGGACCCAGAGGUAGGGUCCUUGUACAUGAAUGGGCACAUCUAAGAUGGGGUGUUUAUGAUGAAUAUGAUGAGAGAAAACCCUUCUAUACAGCCGAUGGAAAACUGGAGGCUACAAGUGGAGCCAUGUGCACACCAACCAAUAUCAACGGGAAGCCGUCCAACUGUUACUUCUUCCCACUUAAAUCUCAAACGGCCAAAACAUCCAUUAUGUAUCUUCAGAGUAUUGACUCAGUGGAAAGCCCCUCUGGACAGAUAUAUAAUACCUUUAAACCUGAUCCUCAAGGAAAAUCUCUCACCCUGAAUAUUCCAGGAACAGCAGAGCAAGGAACAUGGACGUACACCAUUACCAGCAACGGACAACCACAGACUAUGUCAAUAACAGUGACCAGUCGUGCCGUCAGUGCGGACGUGCCGCCUGUUACAGUGAAGACUCACAUGAACCAACAGUCCAGUAACGGUGCCAAAGCCAUGGUGGUUUUUGCUGCGGUCAGCCAGAAUGGACUUCCUGUCAUACUGGCAAACGUGAGAGCUACUCUGGAGUCUGAUACUGGAGACAAAAAAGAGAUGGAUUUACUAGAUAAUGGAGCAGGUGCCGAUGCUUUCAGAAAUGAUGGCAUCUAUUCCAGAUAUUUUACACGAAUGAAAGGUGGGAAAUACAACUUGAAAGUGAGAGCAGAAAACGGAUAUGGAAAAGCUAGAUUCUCCCUCAAGAAACACAGUGGUGCCAUGUACAUACCUGGAUAUGUGGUUGAUGGAAAGCUAGAGCUCAAUCCACCAAAGCCCUCUGUUGGUGAGGAGGACCUUGAGGCAGAUGUUGGCAUCUUCAGCAGGACAGCCGUAGGUGAGAGCUUCACAGUGAAUCUGACACCAGGUGUUCCUGCGACAAAAUUCCCCCCCAACACCAUCACAGACCUGAACGCAGAGUUGGUGAAGGACAGAGUGCUGCUCACCUGGACUGCACCUGGGGAAGACUUAGACCAGGGCACAGCGAGUGAAUACGAGAUCCGCUACAGUGAGGAUCCUGAUGUGCUCAGAUCCCACUUCAGCAACGCUCAUCUGAUCAACUCAUCUAACCUGCUACCAAGUGAAUCUGGAUCCUCUGAACAGCUCUCCUUCACUCCCAACCAUGGAACGAUGGGAAACGGCACCACUCUGUUCUUCGCAGUUAAAGCAGUUGACAAAGAUAUGCUUUCCUCUGAAACCUCCAACCUUGCUCAAGUUUCUGCUAGGCUGAAAUUCCCCCCCAACAAAAUCACAGACCUAAAUGCAGAGUUGGUGAAGGACAAAGUGCUGCUCACCUGGACUGCACCUGGGGAAGACUUUGACCAGGGCACAGCGAGUGAAUACGAGAUCCGCUACAGUAAGGAUCCUGAUGUGCUCAGAUCCCACUUCAGCAACGCUCAUCUGAUCAACUCAUCUAACCUGCUACCAAGUGAAUCUGGAUCCUCUGAACAGCUCUCCUUCACUCCCACCCAUGGAACGAUGGGAAACGGCACCACUCUGUUCUUUGCAGUUAAAGCAGUUGACAAAGAUAUGCUUUCUUCUGAAACCUCCAACCUUGCUCAAAUAACCAAGGUCAUUGGUUACAUUGAAAGUCCUGGCACUGGUGUAAAAAUGAUAGCAAUUUACAUAUCCAUCGCCGUGGUAGCCAUAGCGGUCGGUUUGAUUGUAGGUGUGACAAUGACUUCACUUAAUCAAAAACGGACUCUGCAAAUUAAUCAGGGGUGCAAACUCGUCACCUUUCGGCGAAAUUCGGUGUGUUUGAUCCAAUAUAGGUCGUUUGUGUGAUUCGUGUAGAUCUGCAAUAUAUAUUUCAGUCCUCCAAGUAUUCUAAUCUGCGAACGCAAGCUAUCAUUAACAUUUUUUUCAAGCUUGUUGCUUGGCUAACCAAUGUCAACAUGACACGCACGCUUUUUAUUCCGAGUCUUCGGGUCUGUCACUACCAGAGCC
Hypomesus transpacificus is the source of this 2384-nucleotide messenger RNA. RefSeq names its product calcium-activated chloride channel regulator 4-like. Bases 9 to 2222 code for a protein of 737 amino acids. The transcript has 11 exons. The record is from RefSeq and is a predicted model, not a curated record. Lineage: Eukaryota; Metazoa; Chordata; Actinopteri; Osmeriformes; Osmeridae.